AUGCACGUGACUCCUGUUUUUGGUUUCUAUGGACGAGAAGCUGAAAUAGCCAAGAUACCAGCUUCGGCGGCAGACCUUCUUCGACAAACCUCCGGUCAUCUCUACCCAGUUUGUUCCAUUCCGGACGCAGAAAAGACUUCUUCAUGUACGGGUCCAUUGAAACGACCCUUUCCCAAGUCUGGGGACAAUGCGCCGACCAAAGACAGCGAUAGGUUUCAUGGGAAACUGAAAUCGAAAAGGCGUUCAGAGGCGGGUGACAUCCCGAGGAAUAGAAAACCUGGAAAAAGCUUUCGAUCUGGUUCGCUGACGCGGAGCACGUUCAACGUGUCGUUCAGGUGCAGCGACCUGCGGAAAUCCUUCAAGUGCACUCAGUGUCGCUACCUGACGGACCGCAAGAACAACCUCAAACGACACGUCAUCACCAUGCACCAGGCGUCCACCCGCUUGCUGGAGUGCUGCGGGGCACUGUUUUCCAGCAAGGCUGCGCUCAGGGACCACGUGACCCUCUUCCACCGGGGUGGAUAUCGUUGUCAGGUGUGCGGACGAAACUUCUGCCGAAAGGCGUUGCUAAGACGUCACCUGACAGUGCACAGCGGCCAGAAGGACUACGCAUGCGCAAUCUGCGGCUACGCCACGAGCCAUAAGAGCAACCUGGAAAGGCAUCAGCGCGUGCAUGGCAGAAGGACGGUGCCUGGGGUCAGAGGACAAGUUAGUUUGUCACGACUUGCGGACAAGGGGAAGCUAAAUAACUCAAGACACGCAGAAGACAAGGAGCCGACAAGAAAAAGUCUCGGUGCUAAGCACUCUUCAAGUUCUAAGGUAGGGGUGAGUCUUGACUGCGAGCAUGAGGCUGAGUCCAAGGUAACCCCAGAAACAGAACUGUCUCCUGGAUCUUCGGAAAACUCUUCCAGUCCAUUUCCUCCUCCAGUCCAGUGA
Pomacea canaliculata is the source of this 936-nucleotide messenger RNA. RefSeq names its product zinc finger and BTB domain-containing protein 24-like. Gene Ontology annotation, molecular function: RNA polymerase II cis-regulatory region sequence-specific DNA binding; DNA-binding transcription factor activity. NCBI's taxonomy places the organism in Eukaryota, Metazoa, Mollusca, Gastropoda, Architaenioglossa, Ampullariidae. The transcript has 2 exons. Gene Ontology annotation, biological process: regulation of transcription by RNA polymerase II. The coding region runs from base 1 to 936 and encodes 311 amino acids. The record is from RefSeq and is a predicted model, not a curated record.